This is a messenger RNA of Peronospora farinosa, 597 nucleotides long. Lineage: Eukaryota; Oomycota; Peronosporomycetes; Peronosporales; Peronosporaceae. The record is from the annotation of a GenBank genome assembly.
AUGUUCUCGCUCUUCUGGGGGCUAUGGAGUUAUUUGUUCUCCAAGGCGGAGCUGCAUCUACUGAUUGUUGGGCUUGAUGACGCUGGUAAAACGACACUUCUGGAACAGCUAAAAAGUAUCUUUAGCAAAAAAACAGGCAUCCCUCUCGAUAAAAUCCCACCCACGGUGGGCCUCAACAUCGCUCGAGUUGAUAUCCGACGAUCGAGGGUCAUUUUCUGGGAUUUGGGAGGGCAGGAGAGACUUCGAGCAAUUUGGAACAAAUACUACAGUGAGAGUCAUGGCAUCGUGUUCGUAAUCGACUCGGCCAAUGAAGGGAGGUUCCAAGAAGCCAAAGAGACACUGCACGCAAUGCUGUCAAAUCCUGAGCUGUCGGGAAUACCGCUACUGGUGCUUGCCAAUAAGAUGGACUUGGAAGACGCGCAAACCGUGAACCACAUAUCAGGGAUGUUGGACUUAGUAGAGCACCAAGGCGCAGUAGCGAGCUAUUCCGUCUGUGUCUUGACAAAGGAGGGCAUUGAAGGCGCAAUGAACUGGCUAGUGGAUGCUGUUAAGUCUAGCGAUCGAUUCUACGAAAAGUCAGCUGCAGGAGGCACCUGA